CGGCGGGUACGGGGCUGGAGGGUGAAGCUGUGGGCUGUGGGCCAUGGUUGGUUGGAUUGAGCCAGGCCGGGCCGGGGCGCCGAGCUGGAGGGGGUGGCAGUGAGCGGCGGCGGAGGCUGCAGGGUUCGAUUUGGCUGACUGGGGAGUCUGCCGGUGGCAGUAGACACUUACUUAGCGUUAUCAUGUUGGCAGGAGUGUCCUUGCUGUUAUUUUAGGACAGAUAGACAUCCGACCAGCCUUUCCACUUCAGCAUCCCUCCAGUUCAUUCAUUCAACAAGUAUUUAUUGAGCACUUCCAUGAUCCAGGAGCCAUGCGGGGCCAGCGGAGCCUGCUGCUGGGCCCUGCCCGCCUCUGCCUGCGCCUGCUUCUGCUCCUGGGCUACAGGCGCCGCUGCCCACCUCUGCUCCGCGGCCUGGUUCAGCGCUGGCGCUAUGGCAAGGUCUGCCUGCGCUCCCUGCUCCACAACUCCUUUGCAGGCAGUGACACCGCUGUGGAUGCUGCCUUUGAGCCUAUCUACUGGCUGGUGGACAACGUGAUCCGCUGGUGUGGGGUGGUGUUCGUGGUGCUGGUGAUCGUGCUGACCAGCUCCAUCGUGGCCAUUGCCUACCUGUGUAUCCUGCCCCUCAUCCUUCAAACCUACUCAGUGCCACGACUCUGCUGGCAUUUCUUCUAUAGUCACUGGAAUCUGAUCCUCAUCGUCUUCCAUUACUACCAGGCUAUCACCACUCCACCUGGAUACCCACCCCCGGGCAGGAAUGAUAUCACAACAGUCUCCAUCUGUAAGAAGUGCAUUAACCCCAAGCCAGCCCGAACACACCACUGCAGCAUCUGCAAUAGGUGUGUGCUGAAGAUGGAUCAUCACUGCCCCUGGCUAAACAACUGUGUAGGCCACUAUAACCAUCGGUACUUCUUCUCUUUCUGCUUUUUCAUGACUCUGGGCUGUGUCUACUGCAGCUACGGAAGUUGGGACCUUUUCCGGGAGGCUUAUGCUGCCAUCGAGAAAAUGAAACAGCUCGACAAGAACAAACUACAGGCGGUUGCCAACCAGACUUAUCACCAGACCCCACCACCCACCUUCUCCUUCCGAGAAAGAGUGACUCACAAGAGUCUUGUCUACCUCUGGUUCCUGUGCAGUUCCGUGGCACUUGCCCUGGGUGCCCUAACUGUAUGGCACGCUGUUCUCAUCAGUCGAGGUGAGACUAGUAUCGAAAGGCACAUCAACAAGAAGGAGCGACGCCGACUGCAGGCCAAGGGCAGAGUUUUUAGGAAUCAUUACAACUAUGGCUGCUUGGACAACUGGAAGGUAUUCCUGGGUGUGGACACAGGAAGGCAUUGGCUGACUCGGGUGUUGUUACCUUCCAGUCACCUGCCCCAUGGGAACGGAAUGAGCUGGGAUCCCCCUCCCUGGGUGACCGCUCACUCAGCCUCUGUGAUGGCAGUGUGAGCUGGAGUGUGUCAGCCACAACUUGAGCACCACCCUGCUUCCGACAUUGCCUCAAGGGCCUCCAAGGAUAGCUUCUUGGAAUCCUUGAGCAAAAAGAGCCAGUGGGCCUGCCUUACGGUACCAUGCAGGGACAGCUCAAAGACCAGUCUCCCGGCCAUGGCGGAAGCAAGGCAUGAUGCGGAAAAAUCCUAGGACUGAUGUCCCUUUACUCAGGCAAACAGAAGUUCCAGCCCCAGACUGGAGAUCAGGCAGCUAGCAACCUUGCCAGGUACUGACCCCGACCUCCUCCAGCUUACAGCACUGGGGUUGGCUACCACCUCUUCCACUUGCCAUCUGAGAAAACACCUGAAUGGUAGAGCUGAGAUCCUGGCUUCUCAACAGGGCAAAGAUACCAGGCCUACUGCUGAGGUCACUGCCACUUCUCAUGUGCUGAAGGGAGCAAAAAUAAAGCACACCUGGCUGGGCACCCAAGACUGUGAGUGUACGGAUGCCAACAAGCUGAAGCUGGGUGCUGGGGUCCGUCAGGGCCAUGAAUACCAGUGAGCACAGCUGGUCCUUGAAGUCACUCAGAGGCCUUUCAUCUAGGAAGAGACAGAGUCCAGCUGCCAUGGCCCCAUUACCCUGUAGAAUGUUGCUAAGGAAGGAGUCAAGGAGGUCCUCAGCAUCAGCCCUCAGCACAGAGCGAGACAAACACGCAGUCAGGGAGUUAAGGGCUGCCAGGCCCUCGGCCUCUACCCGCUCACUUGCCGUCUGGAACACCUGUCAGGGAGGGAUCCCAUGGCUACUGAGGUGAGCCUGCACCAGGUGAGACCCCACCCACCUACUGCCUAUUUCCUUUGCGGGGAGGGGGUGGUGAGAACCUUUGGGGCACAGCAAUGGAAAUUAACCCCCCAAAUGAGUUUCUUCUCAAUUGGUGUAUUCUCACUAAGUCCUCAGUCCCACUAGGAUUGAUACACAUACUUUUUGAGAAACUGAAUACAACUUUGAGCAGUGGUUGUUGGGAACCCCUUUCCUAAGUCUCUUCCUCUCCCGCUCUACUCAGCAUGACCUAUGCUCCUUACCAUGGAAGGACAGGAAUUGGGCACUGUGCGAGACUGAUCAUGUGCCACGACCAAACAGCUGACCCUACCUUGUCAUUCAACUAGAAGUAUGCCCCCUUGCUCUCUUGCUGAAUAACCAAGCACAGCAACAGAGGGAAAAGGAUACGGUGUGUUAUUUCCCCUCGUGCCUGACAACCAGGAGUUAAUGGUAGUGAGUUUAUCUAAGUAACACUCACCUCUCUGCGGAUAGAAGCCCAAAGGCUGGGGAGGAAGUCCUUUAGUUCUUUCUGUCCGUACACAGCACAGCAAGCAUUCUGCCAAGGAAAGCACAGGUAAUGGCUAUCUACACACUCAGACUUCCUAGGACAUGCAGGCCCCUCAGCAUAAUGGCACCUGAAAGACCCCGGCUCUCAGCAGUAAACCAGCAGGAUUUCAUAACCAUCCUACCCAGGUCACUGAAAAAUAGGAGCUUGUCCUGACUGAUGGAAAACAAGCAUGAAGAGGGAGCCCUGGUCAGCCUUUCCUCAGCUGCCACUCAGUUACUACAGAACAAGACAAAACGCAACUGGGGGCUUUAGGUCAACAUAUAGGCCCGGAUUCUGGGUAUCCCUCUCUUGAGGCCAAUGAACUAUUCCCUGGCUCUCCAAGAAUCAAUUCAUAAUCCUUUAGCACCCCUAAAUUGUCUAAAGACAGCUGGAUCCUCAAAAGAGAACAAUCACUCACCAGAGUCUGCAGAGAAUCCAGCUUGGCACUCAGAAUCUCGGAAUCCACUUUCUCAAUCAGCAGGGGGAGCAGGAACUGUGGGAGAGAAGGAAGAACUAAAGAGUGAGAUAUGGGUAGUGCUGCAGCCACACCAAGGCCAACCAUGUCCUCACUGCCACCAGUUCCCAGGGGUAGGUGUUACAUCAAGGAGCUAUACUCGAGUCGAGAGUAGUGACUGUAAACCAACCUCCCUCUCAAUCCAUGGCCAGACUCCCAGUGACCUGAGAAGUGGGCUAGCUGGCAAAGCUAAAGAAUUUCAAAAGAUAGCACCAAAUAGGGAUUGGUUUACUAUUUUAAAUGAAGAGAUGGUGAAGUUUUUUACUUCGAAGGUCUGAAGACACUUGCAAGAUGCCAUAACCUAAAAUGUAUACUGGAACUUUCUUUUCCCCCAUGCUUUUACUGUUCUUUCUUCAGACCCUUCUGUGGGUUGAGGCUACAUAUCCUAACUUUGGCUAGACCCACCUCAGCAAAUUGCGGUGUAGAAGCCAGCACAGCUCGAAGACUCAGGAUGAGAUCUUCUCUCUGGAUACCAUGGGGAUCAUUAGGUGGCUGGAAAAGGCAGAAGGGGGCGUGAGCUUGUAUAACUCUUCAGACCACCCCUGGACACAGGAGUGAACCUGGCAACCCUGCAGAAUAGGGUGAGAUUUACACCCAAUCUGGCAGAAGUUUAUGGUAUGAGGCCCCAGCAGGAAGACUGCUUGCUCUUACAUGUUCCUUGGGAAUUUUUGUCUGUUGGGCAUUUAUUUUCUAUCUGAUCACACAGUUUCCAUCUUAUCUAUCAUCUCACCACUCAGAGAUAAGCACCCUUAACUUUCUGGUGCAAGUUUCUUCUCUGUAUAUAUGGUAUCAUGACUAUGUGAUUGGUAGACGCUGUUUCCCUUUAAAAUAUAUACACUUUUUAAAAA
Molecule: messenger RNA, 4151 nt
Organism: Lagenorhynchus albirostris (white-beaked dolphin)
Lineage: Eukaryota; Metazoa; Chordata; Mammalia; Artiodactyla; Delphinidae
Gene: ZDHHC16
Product: zinc finger DHHC-type palmitoyltransferase 16
Exons: 14
Coding region: 311-1444 (377 amino acids)
Biological process (GO): protein palmitoylation
Cellular component (GO): Golgi apparatus
Molecular function (GO): palmitoyltransferase activity
Source: RefSeq, a predicted model, not a curated record